Didymodactylos carnosus is the source of this 2985-nucleotide messenger RNA. The record is from the annotation of a GenBank genome assembly. NCBI's taxonomy places the organism in Eukaryota, Metazoa, Rotifera, Eurotatoria, Philodinida, Philodinidae.
AUGCCGUUAUUUCUACAAUCCAUUUAUUUUCUGUUUUUAUUUUUCUUAACAUUUUGUCAUUCACUUCGUUCACCACUAGAAGUUGAAAAAGAUUCAUCUGUCUAUAAACUUUUGGAACAUUAUCAUCACUAUACGGAAUUAGACGGAUUAUUACAAACAUGGUCAAAAAAUUAUUCAAAAAUUUCGCAAGUAUUUUCCAUUGGCAAAUCAUUUACAGGACGUGAAUUAUUUGUAUAUCGUUUGACUUCGCCAAUGAUUAACAAUACAAAUGUGGAUGAUAGUAUCAAUAUCGAACAAUUAUUAAAACCAAAAUUUAAGUUUAUUGCUAAUAUGCAUGGUGAUGAGACAAUUGGCCGAGAAAUGAUGAUAGCAUUAAUCUAUUAUUUAUUAUUAAAUGCAAAAUCUGAUGAAAGGAUUAAUCGAUUAUUAACAACAACAGAUAUAUAUAUUAUGCCAACAAUGAAUCCUGACGGUUUUGAACGUGGUAGGGAAGGUGCAUGCGAUAGUUCUAGUGAUCAUGGACGAAACAAUGCAAAUGGUGUUGAUUUAAAUCGAAAUUUUCCUAGUCAAUUCGAUUCACCAAAAGACGAUUUAUUUAAUAAUAGAGAACCGGAAACUGUUGCAGUUAUGAAAUGGAUAUUAAAUGAAAAUUUUGUUCUUUCGGCAAAUUUACACGGUGGAGCUGUGGUGGCUUCUUAUCCAUAUGAUGAAACGGCAUUACAUCAGAUGAAUACUUACGGAGCAGCACCGGAUGAUUCAUUAUUUCGACAUUUGGCGCGUGUUUAUGCAAGCAAACAUUUGACAAUGCAUCGUGGUAAUUUAUGUAACGAAAAUUUUCCGGACGGUAUUACAAACGGUGCCAGAUGGUAUGAUGUGCAAGGUGGCAUGCAAGAUUUUAAUUAUUUACACAGUAAUGCAUUCGAAAUAACUAUCGAAUUAAGUUGUUGUAAAUUUCCAACAUCUGGUACAUCAUUAACUGAAGAAUGGGAUAAUAACAAAGAAGCGUUAUUGUCAUAUAUUGAACAGGUUCAUAUGGGGGUAAAAGGUUUAAUUCGCGAUUCUGUUAGUCAUACGGGCAUAUCAGGUGCUCUUAUUCAAGUCGAAGGUAUAUUACAUCCUAUCAGAAGUGUUUCCCAAGGUGCUUACUGGCGUUUAUUAUUGCCCGGUUUAUACAACAUCACUGUUACAGCAUCCGGAUACGAACCACAAACCAAAAUGUUGGUCAACGUGAUCACUGAUAAUACGACACGAUUAGAUUUUGAUUUAAUUCAAAUAUCAUCUAAACCAAUACUAUCAACCGAUAAUUUAAAUAUAUUAUCGAAUUAUGCCAAUAUUCUAAUGUCAGGUGAAUCUGUUGCCAAAGAUAAUUUUUUAAAAACAUUACUUGAACCAUCCUCAUUUCAUUAUCAUACUUACUUACAAUUAGUUGAUCAAUUAAAAUUAUUAAAUAAAAAAUAUCCAAAUAUAACGAGUUUAUACACGAUAGGUAAAAGUGUACAAAAUCGAGAUUUAUGGGUCAUUGUCAUUAGUGAUCAACCAUUGAUACAUGAACCAGGUGAACCAGAAUUUAAAUACAUUGCAAAUAUGCAUGGUGAUGAAUCAGUUGGUAGAGAAUUAUUGUUAUUAUUUAUUGAAUACUUGUGUAUCAAUUAUCAGCAUAAUGAUUAUGUUACUCGUCUAAUUGAUAAUGUUCGAAUUCAUAUCAUGGUAAGCAUGAAUCCCGAUGGUUUUGAAGCUGAAUAUAACCAACAUGAUUUCGUAAAUACAGAUAAAUAUGUUAAAGAUAAAGGACGUCCAAAUGCAAAUAAUAUUGAUUUAAAUCGUGAUUUUCCAUCAAUUAAUUUAAAUGAAAUAAAUCAACAAUCAAAUGGUGCCGUUGUUGUCAAUAAACAAACACAAAAUCGUUUCGAUAAAUUAGAUAGUAAACAUUUAGAACCUGAAGUACGAGCGGUUAUGCAUUGGUCAAUUGUUUACCCAUUUGUUUUAUCAGCAAAUUUACAUGGCGGUGCUCUAGUCGUCAAUUAUCCAUACGAUGUUAAUGUAGUAUAUAAAAAUGGAAAUUCUAGCAAAACACCGGAUGAUGAUACAUUUCAAAUGUUAUCUAGAGCCUAUUCUCAAGCUCAUCCUACAAUGCAUGAUGGAAAUAGUUGUGUAAAAUUUAAAGAUGGCGUAACAAAUGGCGCAAAUUGGUAUAUCGUUAAUGGUGGCAUGCAAGAUUGGAAUUAUGCUUAUACAAAUGAUUUUGAAAUAACAAUUGAGCUUGGUUGCAUUAAGUAUCCAGCGGAAGAACAGUUACAAACAUACUGGAACGAUAACAAAGGAGCUUUAUUAGUAUUUGUCACACAAGUUUUUUUUGGUAUUCGUGGAUUUGUUUAUGAUAUCAAAACAAAAAUGGCACUAUCUGGGGUAUUGAUUCAUGUUCAUGGUAUUAAUCAUAAUGUAACCACAUACCAAGAUGGAGAUUUCUGGAGAUUAUUAGCACCAGGAACUUAUAAUGUAACUGCCGAACGUCUUGGUUAUGCAUCAGAGACAAAAGAAAAUGUUGUUGUUAGAAAUCAUUCAUCAACAUUGAUUGAAUUUCAUUUAAAUAGAACUAAUCCAAUAGAAGAAACAGUACCAGCAUCAUCAGAUUCAAACCAACAACAAACAGUCUAUCAACGAGCAAAAUAUUUUGUUUUACAUGAGAAAGCUUUUCUGUUUAUUGCUGGUAUUUGUGCGUUAGUAUUGUCAACAUGUUUGAUUACGUGUGUAAUUUGUUUGAGAUGUGCUCGAAGUCCAGUAAAAGAAAAAGAUAGAAGAGGAUUUCAACGGUACGAACCUCUGGCAACGGAUAUCAGUCAAGAAUGUGAGACUCGUCCAAGACAAGCGCCCAUUAGUCAACUGAGAAAUAUCUUUUCAAAAUCUCAAACAAACGAUGACAAUGGACGAUUAUUAGCCGCUGAUGAUGAUUCGGAUGAUGAUAUGGAUGUUCCUCAAAGAUCAUAG